UCUGAUUUGAAUAACAUGGCUCCUAAGAACAAAUACUAUGUUGUCUUCAAAGGGAGGAAUGUUGGGAUUUACUCAAGCUGGGCAGACUGUCAGGAACAAGUUAUUCGUUUUAGUGGAUGUGCAUACGAAGGGUUCAACAAUUUCCAGGAAGCGGAAGCUGCCUGGUUAAGGUUUUGCUCUGGUGCAAAUGGAGAUGACAACAUGGAUGCACACGAACCACCGCCGGUGGUUGGAUUGGAAGCAGCUGAAGCAUGGAUUGCAAGUGGUGUUCCAAGUUCAAGUAACAACAUAUCUCUGGCAGGUCUUUCAUUGAAGGAUGAAAGCAUGCGUGAUGACUUGGAUGAGUGGGAAGAGGUGGAGGUGACUGACCCACAAGAUUUCGUGGUUGAAUUUAGCCUUGCAACUCUCCUUGGAAACGUUUGUGAAGCCCUCGAGCUACCUCCGCCUGUGUGGGGGGGGUGGUAGACACAAAAGCAUGUGCAGGUGUUCCGCACCACAGGUACACCGUUGCUGUCACGUGUAAAAGGUUAUACAGGCCUAUGGUGAUGACUGGAAAGUACAACAUCACACAUGAUGAAGCUCGUGAUAGUGCUGCCAAACUCAUACUCAAAAUAUUGCUGAAUCAGACAGGAAAGAGGGUGAAAGACUACAAUUAUCAUGUGUUGGACGACAUUCACAAUGAGUUGCAGGUGAAAGAAGUACAAAUCAAAGACUUGAAACGGGAUUUGGAAGAGAAGGACAAGGAAAUUGCGGGCUUUGGUGGUCAGUUAGGAAAGAAGGAGGAACAGAUCACAAUCAUGGCUGAAGAGAUCGCACUUCUUGAGCAGGAGGUGAGAACAAUGAAGGGGGUCCUGCGAUACCCAAAGUAGGAUGACAGGGGGAUGUGUCAUGUGUGCACAUUGAAUAUCAUGGUUAGUUUGUAAUAUUGCUGAACUACUAUCCUACUUAGUUAAGUGUGAUGUUAGAAACCCUAGUUGUGGGAGCUGUAGCCCCAUUCAUGUCUUUGUCAGUGUCGUUUUGCUUCAUUGUUGUUUAAGUUAGGACCUUUUAUGAAUUCUGCGUAUGUUGUGGCACACUGAACCUGACUACUAAGUGCCUUAAUCCUUUUAAUGUUGAAUGUGUGUAAUAUAUAAGUGUU
Messenger RNA from Lotus japonicus, 1138 nucleotides. RefSeq lists its product as uncharacterized. Bases 16 to 465 code for a protein of 149 amino acids. The transcript has 2 exons. Lineage: Eukaryota; Viridiplantae; Streptophyta; Magnoliopsida; Fabales; Fabaceae. The record is from RefSeq and is a predicted model, not a curated record.